GUCUCGAGUGUAGAGGGUUUUUUGAGAAGGGGCAAAGAGAAAGUGAGGCAGUGACAGACAGCGGGAAGUUGAAGAGCCAGCUUUAUUUACAGAUCAGUUGUCAAAAGGAGCCAUUUAAGGGGAAUGCGCCCAUUCCUGCGCCGUGACAGGCGGGGUGGCUGUUUAUAAGGGAAAAAAAGCAAAAGGCAAGCAUGAACCUGAGUGCGAGAUAGUCAAACACAGGCUUUUUUUGUUGAAGACUCACAGAGUCAGAGAGUGGCGAGGGAGGAGAGUGGAUGUUAAGUGACUUCAUUUGUAGUCUAUUUAAGGUAUGUUUUACUUGUCCUUGUGCUGCUCCUCCAUCACCUAAUACAGCUUCUGUGUUCUACUUCCAGCAAGGCAGACAAGAUAGAGCGCAUUAUUUUCUCUAAAUACAAAUAAUUUUCUCUGUUGUGGCUAAAUAUGUGUUUGAUUUUACUGUGCCAAAGAGAGAUUUGUAGACGGCGACAAGAGAGCUUUCUUAUCGUGGCCGCAAGUAUGUACACGUUAUUCAAGAUCCGUGUCCUGCUCUUUUAACAUCCUUUUUUGCCUUAUUACACUUUGUCACUGUUUUGAAAGUUGUCUGACAGGGCGUUGAGCCUCGUCUGUCAACUCAUGCCCGCAAUUUUUGUGUCAUUAGAGGGCUUUGUUUGAUUCAAGUAAAGGUGAUCCACCCUCUGUUCAAAUGAUAGCAAAUCCAGGAUAUCACGUCUUGGCUGCAGAUAACCUUAUCCUGUUCCAGGCAGCAAUAAAUAGAAAAGCAAGUCCUCACACAAACUUUGACCUGAUAAUUAUAGUUCUGAUAUUUUAAUGGCAUGGCAACAUGAUGCCAUCAGCUCUUUCCACUUUAUAAACCAUCUUAAAAGUUGAGCAAUAUUUGAUUUAAAAAAAAAAAACAAGCAGAUAACCUCAGUCCUUUCUUAUCUCCAAACCAGAAUCUGACAAAUGCCCUCUGCCAUUCUGCUGCUAAUGAGACAUCACACUCCUUUGCUGAAUCUUAAACAAUCAUUUUGUUCCUUCCCCUGCGUGAUGUUUUUAAAGCAAACACGUUAAAUUUGGCGUUAACAAGAUGCAGCACAAGGAAGACAAACACAGGCCUGUUUAGACUUUUGACAGUCACAUUCUAACUUAUUAUCCCUGGGGGAUUGUGCCCUUAUUCAAAGACAAACACAAGAGAUGACGCUCCUCACCAGGCCAGCUCAUGUGCUUCAGUACUGAUAUUGCAAUGUGAAAAGUGACCCUCAAGUAGGAGAGAAACUAGAAAUUCCCCACCGCAGACUAGCUGAGAGCCUUCAAAUCUAACAUGCCAGUGUCAAUGAGCACGGCCUUUUUUUAAAUAAUAAAAAAAAAACCUCAAACUGAUAGACCAAGGAGGCUGAAAUACGAGAGCCAGCAGACAUGGGCUGUGUGUUUGUGUGCUUAUGCACACGCACACACACACACACAAGGCACAAAGCACGUGUUAUCACUGUUAACAGCAGCACAAAACAGUUGAUAGCGUGUGUUGUGUAUGUGUCCUGAAAGCAGCUGCUGUUGCACUGUAACACAGCCUCAGUAUGUGUGUGUGUGUGUGUGUGUGUGUGUGUGGUUGCUUGUUUGUGACUUGUCUUUCUAUCUCAGCGUGGCUCGAAACUUGACAUUGCACAUUUAUGGUGUUGACAUUUUUCUUUGAAUGGUCCACAGAAAAAAAUGCCAGGACGAACUUCUUUCACCCCAUUAGACUAGGUGUGUGUGUGUGUGUGUGUGUGUGUGUGUUCGAGAGAGUAAAGUACCACACACUUCAGGGACCAGGAGCCAGGACAAAGCCUGGUCCAACAGGACUGGAAAGGGCCGGGGGCCAUCUCCCUGUGCACACCACCCUCUUUACACCUGUCUCUCUCACACACACACACACACACACACACACACACACACACACAAACACAAAGCUCACAGCCGUGCUGCUCAACACAGGGUUUUCAUUGUAGCAAUGACAGGAGGGCGCCCGUUAAGUGGCUGUCUCUUCCUGUGUGCGUGUGUGUGUGUGUGUUUUAUGUAUUAAGUGUGUGUUGUUCCUCAUGUGGCUGUGGGGUGGAGAAGGGCGAUGAAGGACCCCUACUGGUAAAGUGGGUAAACUUGCACAGCCUCGACAUCUGUGCUCACAGGAGAAGGAAGAGGAGGAGGAAGAGGGAGUGGAGAUAGACAGUGAGAGAGGAGGAGGAGGAUGAGGAGUGGGGAAAAAGGAGAAGAGUGUGAAGUAGAGAGGGAGGGAGGGCAGGAGAGAGAGAGAGCAGAGUCCCGGCUUUGAGCAGUUGAGGAGAAAAUGCCUUGCUUUGUGGAAAGAAUCCUUCCAGGGCAGGAGGGAGAGGUGAGGCAGAGCGUGGAGGGCGGUCUGCUGCCAGCUGAAAGGAGUUUAUGCACUGAAACGACCUCAGGAAAACCCAAGAUGGCCGCCAAAAGGAAAGGUGGCCUAAAACUCAAUGCUAUCUGUGCCAAGCUGAGCCGCCAGGUGGUUUUUGACAGCAGCUCCCAAAACGCAGACGGAGACCAGAGCGUAGCUGAAAACAGCGAGCGUGGCAGUUCGCACUACGAUGACAACGACAUCAACUUCCCCGAGAGCCUGAGCCUGAGUCAGAGCCUGGAGGAGGACCAGAAAAGGCGAGAGGCCAUCGAGAAGUGGGUGAACGGCGAGUACGGUGAUGAGCCACUGCCGCUCGAGUGCGGCGACGAGGAGGAGCCCAAACUUAAAGACGCCAAAGAUGAAGACGGCCCUCCCGUGGGGGUGUACAUGGUGCAACCCAAAGGCUGCAGCGACGAGGAGGACAAUGGUGAGGAGGUGGAGCCCUUAGCGGGCUCUCAGGAUGGCAACUACCAUGACGACAAAGAUGUUGACGACGGGCCUUCGAAACCUGACGCCUACAUGCCGCCGAGUGAGGCCCAGACUCAUCAAGCACCUUUCUCUUCUCCAGGAGAAGCAUCUGCCCUCCGAGACUAUGCGGCCACUACGAUGAAUGAGUUUUUGGGAAUGUUUGGCUAUGAUGACCAUCAGAUGCGGGACGAGCUGACCAAGAAGAUCAGCUUUGAGAAGCUCAAAGCCGCUACCUCAGACCCCUCCUCCCUCAGCAGCGAGGAGGCCUCUCGCCGGGCCCGCUUUUCCAAGUACGAAGAGUACAUCCGCAAGCUCAAAACUGGUGAGACCCUACCUUGGCCCAUGCAUGCUUCCCCACCCAAACCAGAUGACCUCAACACAAAACUGUCCCAAGACAAAAGUCCAACCAUGCUCCAGACCUCCGGGUGCCUCCCAGGGGCCGAGGCCCAGAUUUAUCCCACUAGCUUGGAUCACAAGCAGCAAGGAGCCCCAGCAGGUGCCGCACAACCAUCCAAUCCCUCUCACAUCCAGAGCAUGGCCUCCCGGGCCUCCAAGUAUGACUUCUUCAUUCAGAAACUAAAAAUGGGUGAGAGUAUACAGCCGAAUGGUAAUGCUUUUAAACGACCCUCCAAGUAUGAUCUGGAGAACGUCAAGUUCCUGAACCUUUUUAAGCCGGGUGAGGGCAACCCUGACAUGGGUGGCGCCAUCGCCUUUAAGACUGGUAAAGUUGGCCGCCCUUCCAAGUAUGACAUCAGAACAAUCCAGAAGUUGAUUCCCGGAAAUCCAGAAGGCUCGUUGAUGCCCAACAUCCUUGCAACCGCACCAGGGAAUCCUGGAGCACCUGGUGUCCCCACCAUGGGUGCAACUGGGGCCAGCAUUGCACCAGGCCUCACCGUGGACCAGACGGGCCAUAUAAGCUUCACCGCUGACUACCUGAAGUCCAGCUUUUCCAAGACUGACUCCAUCACCACUGGCACUGUGUCCUCCGUUAAGAAUGGCCUGCCACCAGAUAAACCUGCCAGCGACGACGUCAACCUCUACCAGAAAUACAUUGCCAGGUUUUCUGGAAGUCAACACUGUGGACAUGUGCACUGUGCCUACCAGUACAGGGAGCACUACCACUGCAUGGACCCUGAGUGUAACUACCAGGUGAGCAGGUUUACCAGUAAACAGGAUGUUAUCAGGCACUACAACAUGCACAAGAAGAGGGACAACUCCCUGCAGCAUGGUUUCAUGCGAUUCAGUCCUCUGGAUGACUGCAGUGUCUACUACCAUGGCUGCCACCUCAAUGGCAAAAGUACACAUUACCACUGCAUGCAGGUGGGCUGUAGCAAGGUGUACACCAGCACGUCUGAUGUGAUGACCCACGAAAACUUCCACAAAAAGAACGCCCAACUGAUCAAUGAUGGCUUCCAGAGGUUCCGUGCAACUGAGGACUGCGGCACAGUCGGGUGCCAGUUUUAUGGCCAGAAAACGACACACUUCCACUGCAGGCGCCCCGGAUGCACAUUCACCUUCAAGAACAAGUGUGAUAUUGAGAAGCACAAGAGCUACCAUAUCAAGGAUGACGCCUAUGCCAAAGAUGGCUUCAAGAAGUUCUAUAAGUAUGAGGAGUGCAAGUACGAGGGCUGUGUGUACAGCAAAGCUACAAACCACUUCCACUGCAUCCGCUCGGGCUGCGGCUUCACCUUCACCUCUACCAGCCAGAUGACCUCCCAUAAGCGCAAACACGAGCGCCGACAUAUCCGCUCCUCUGGCGUCAUGGGCCUUUCUUCCACCUUCCUGGCACCAAAGGAUGAGCCGGAGGAGUCAAGCAACGAUGACCUGAUGGACUUCUCGGCCAUCAGCAGCAAGAACUCCAGUCUGAGUGCCUCGCCCACCACCCAGCAGUCCACCACUGUAUCCCACCUCAUGGCCACACCCACUACUGCUGUCUCCUCUUCCACAUCGGCAGGCCUUACCCUCAAGCCCUCGCCCUCGCUGCCCAGUGUGGGUCAGCGCAUGUCUAGCCUGCUGUCCCAGGCCCUGCCCAGCAACAUGCCGGUGGCCCUCGCUCUGUCUAACAGCACAAUGGCUGCUUCGAGCCCUUUCUUCCCCCUGAUACCAAGGGUGCCUCUCCAGCCUCCUCCACAGGCGGCUGGCCUGGUAUCAGCUGUCUCAUCUGGGGCCCACUCCAUGCCCACCGACUCACUAACUCAAGGCUGCUCCACGGCGGUGGCAGACGCAGCCAUGGCGUCUACCCCGACCUCUUUUGCCACUUCCUCGAUUAUGGAAAAGAUCUCAGCCAGCAAAGGUCUGAUAUCACCAAUGAUGGCCAGGCUGGCUGCAGCUGCUCUGAAGCCUUCCAAUGGGCCAGACACAGGGAGCGGGCAGCCGGCCUCAGUCAACCAGUUUAAUCUGGUUCAAGUGAAGCAGGAACCAGUGGACACCACCUCAGGGGCCUCACAGGAGUCCACACAGGAGCAGAGUUUGGACCUGAGCAAGAAAGACAGCAGUAAUGAAUCAAAUGGACACGCUGUACCAGGGAAUGCAUCUCUUUUAUCCUCGCUUAUGAAUAAGAUGUCACAGGUGAACCCUGCCCUCUUCGACGCCAUGCAUCUGAAGACGGAGCUGGAUGCCGCCCAUGGCGGGGAUACCUCCGAGGCAGCCCAGUACCUGAACCGAGUUCUGAAGAGACCCCUGGUAGACAAACCCAGUGAGAUCUGGAGGACUUACCUCCGCAGAUUUGACACAGAUGACUUCUGUGAGGCUCAGUGUGACUUCCUCCAGAAAGUGCACUUUCACUGCCUGGUAGAAGACUGUGGUGCUCUUUUCAGCACAGUGGAUGGAGCCAUAAAGCAUGCCAAUUUUCACCUCAGAGCUACUCUGAAAGUGAAGUCUGAGCCUCCGUUUAGCGAGGGCAAGGUGUCCAUUGAGGGAGGUCCUCUGCGGCCUGCUGCACCCGUCUCCAUGACCAACAACUCCUCCAUGGAUGUGACUCACCUCCCUCCCUCUGGUGGCUACAGCUCCCCUCCUCCUUCCCUUCUGGCCUGGAAGCAGCUGACCGGCAGCAUCCCCCAGAUGCCAGCCUCCAUGCCCAACCUCCCAGCCAACUCCCCUUUGGCCACCACUUCACUGGAGAAUGCUAAGCCUCAAGUCAAGCCUGGUUUUCUGCAAUUCCAGGAAAAUGAUCCCUGUCUGGCAACGGACUGUAAAUACUCCAACAAGUUCCACUUCCACUGCUUGUUUGGAAAUUGCAAGUACGUGUGCAAGACCUCUGGCAAGGCCGAGUCCCACUGCUUGGACCACAUCAACCCCAACAACAACCUGGUCAACGUUCGUGACCAGUUCUCCUACUACUCCCUCCAGUGUCUGUGUCCCAACCAGCACUGCGAGUUCCGAAUGCGAGGCCACUAUCACUGUCUGCGGCCCGGUUGCUUCUUUGUCACCAACAUUACCACCAAGCUGCCGUGGCACGUCAAGAAGCACGAGAAGGCCGAGCGCCGCGCCGCCAACGGCUUCAAAUACUUCACCAAGAGGGAGGAGUGCGGACGGCUGGGUUGCAAAUAUAACCAAGUCAACAGCCACUUUCACUGCAUCCGCGAGGGCUGCCAGUUCUCCUUCCUGCUCAAGCACCAGAUGACCUCACAUGCACGCAAACACAUGAGGCGGAUGCUCGGGAAGAAUUUUGAUCGAGUCCCGUCCCAGGUGGUGCCACUCGGGCAGAGGACAGAUGAGAUGCAUGUUUCCGGCAUGAUGUCAGGACCCAUGGCGGCCCACUCUGAUAUCACUUCCAGCUACUCCUCCGCCACCAUAGACGACGCAGAUGAUUACGUGGACUACAUGGGAGGCGGGGGAAGCCCUUUGGGCAUCUCCUCUGAGUCCUCCAACCAAGACCGCAGCUGCACCAGCACCCCCGUGGGCAAUGAUGGUUCCCCAGCAGGACAAGGCUACCCCACCACCAACUCAGCUCCCACCACCCCUGCUGACACUACCCAAAACGCACCUCCUUCCUCACCUCCUCCUGCUCCUCUUCCACCACCACAACUUCCACCACCACCUCCUCCUCCUUCCGUUCCUCAGCCUGGCCUACAGGCCCAGGCGACAUCCCUGUCACCCGCUCUUCUCCGACCUCCCCUGCCCUCGCUCCCAUACCUCCUCUCUCCAUCUUGUCUGUCAUACUCUCUGCUCAGCGCCUCUCUGGGAGCCACUCGGAGUGUUGUCAUGCCAACCAACACACCAGCUUUCAGCCCCAUCAUUGCCACCCCGUCUCCGGUUAAAAAUGACGUCCCUAUAGUGCAGGAUGCUGCAGGAAACACUAUCUCCAUCCCCACUGCCGCCGGAGCCAAGAAGCGCUUCUGGAUCAUCGAGGACAUGUCUCCGUUCGGGAAGCGGCGCAAAACCGCGUCCUCACGCAAGAUGCUGGACGAGGGGAUGAUGCUUGACGGCUUCCGUCGCUACGACCUGUACGAGAACUGCAAGGACUCAGGCUGCCAGUUCUCCCUGAAGGUGACCCACUACCACUGCACCCGUGAGAACUGCGGCUACAAGUUCUGCGGCCGCACACACAUGUACAAGCACGCCCAGCACCACGACCGUGUGGACAACCUUGUCCUGGACGACUUCAAGAGGUUCAAGUCCACACUCAGCUGCAACUUCCCCGAUUGCCAGUUCUCGGGUAAUAGCACCCACUUCCACUGCCUGCGCUGUGGCUUCCGCUGCACCGACAGCACCAAGGUGACGGCACACCGCAAGCAUCAUGGCAAACAGGACGUGAUCAGCGCCGCCGGCUUCUGUCAGUUCAGCUCCAGCGCCGACUGCGAGGUUCUCGACUGCAAGUAUAAGCUCAAGUGUUCCCACUUUCACUGCACCUUCCCCGAAUGUAAGCACACUGUGGUGGGAAUGUCCCAGAUGGACUCCCACAAGCGUAAGCACGAGAAGCAGGAGCGAGGUGAGCUGCCGUCUGUAUCGCCCAAACAGGAAGGAGUGCACCACCUGGCCUCCUCUGCUGUCCCCCAAGUUUCUAUGGGUCUCAAUACGUCUUCACCCGCCGGCCUCCACAGCCUGACCCACAGCGUUAACAGCAGUGCCCACUCCAUGCUCUACUCAACAGGUAGUGUGGGGUCUGAGUACAACCACCCGUACCCGCCCCCCAUUAGCCUGGAUGGCUCCCUCAACCUGGGCACGGACACCAGCAGUUCCCUCUUCUUCCUCAAGAACGCCGCCGGUCUGGGUCUCAACGACUCUCUGGACCUCAGCAAGAAGCUGCACGAGGCGGCACGGCGCACACCCAACCACAGUGCCACUCCACCAUUGGGUGUUCUGGCAGCUCAGGAUGACACAACAGGAACAUCUGGCGAGGCCGAGGAUGACAUGUCGCCAGAAGAGGAGGCGCAGGCCGAGGAGGAAGAAGAAGAGGAGGAGGAGGAGGAGGAGGAGGUGGAGGAAGAUCUCAAUACUGACUCAAAUGAUGAUUCAAUGGCAGAGCCUGAUGGGGAGAAGGACAACGGGGAGAAUUUUGAUGCUUCCGUUAACCACACUGACACUUCCCAAUUGGAAAAACAACAUGGCGACCCAGGAAGGCAAACUUAAGAAGAAGGGACCGGAUGUAGGAUCAACAAACAGGAAUGAAAGUGGCCUCCUUCAUCAUGUUUAGAGACUUCACAUGACAUUGAAACAAAACAGCAGUGAGGAGAAUACUGUAUAAAAACAAAAAAAUCAUGAUGGCCCAAAAAUGAUUUAUGAUGAUGUUUACAAGAUGACCAACAUUAUUAAUUCAAUUAUGCAUUAAAAAAUAUGAACAGAGACACACGGAAUUAGGCCCCGGUUUACACACGGGGUGGCAAUGUAAAGCAUUUUACUACACAUCAGUCUUUUUGUGUGUGUGCAUGUUUGACCUUAAUUUAUUACUGUUUUUAUUUUUCACGUUUUCGUGUGGGGAAAAAAAAAAAAAACAAGAAAUCUCACUAUAUAACUAUCUAUGAACGUGUGUGUGAUAAUAGAAAAGGAACUUUGCAACAUGAACUGAAGGGCCGAGCUCACAUUUUGAAAAAGAAAAAAAAUGGGAAAUGAAUCACUAAGGAGAAGCAGGAUGUGUUCAGACGUUUGAUUUUUUUUCUGUGUUAAUUAUGAUUAUUAAUAUUAUUAUAAGACACCGAGCUCUCUCUAAGACAUUGGACUGUGGAUCUUUAGAGGAGGUGUCUGGUUGGACUCAUCCUCACUCUCUCGUGACAUUCUGCUAGUAAAGCCACCCAAAAAAGCAGCCUGUGUAAUUUAAAUCCCCCCUCCAAAAAUACCGCCACCUUCUUUGGCGGUGGAAAUGAACUCUGUGUGUGGAUCAUGCACUUUUAUACUAGCUGACCAUGACGCAUAUACAAUGGCGGUGGAUGACUCGUGUUUAUUUUUGUUACUAUUUUGCAUUUUGUUGUUUUGUUGCUGUCAGUGAGAAGCAUAUCAAUCCGUAAACUGAUUCAUUGGAAGUGGGGUGGGGGGAGGUCGGGGGGUGGGGGUCAAGAGUUGAUUAGAUGUAGCUGGGGUGGGAGGGGGAGGGAGGUAAUUCCCGAGAGCGUCAGGGAGUGUAUUUAAUGUUGAAAAAAUGUACAGAACGAUAACUGCCUCAAACGGCGUUGGUUUUGUUUUUGGCUCACUGUCACAGCUGUAAUGGUCGAGCUCCUGUCGUCACGCUUUUUAUUUAAUAUUUAUGUGACCUUCCAAAAAUGAGAAUUUUUAGGGUGUUAUUGCACUUUUUAGUUUCAUUUUUACCGGGGAUUUAACAAAAAAUAUAUGUGAUAUAUAUAUUUUAACAGGGAAUUUGCUUUAAAAGAUUGUUGUUUUAGUUCACUUUGCUUUAAUGCACAAAUAGAUGUUAGUGUGAAAAAAAUGUGGUUCUGUGAUUUAUUUAAAAAAAAAAGACUGUUUUUUUUUUUUGUUUGUUUGCUUUUUUUGAUGAGAAAAUUUGAUAACAAGCAAAUGGACGUGCCGGUUCAAUGGCAAGUGUGCAAGAAACACUAAUAAGGACUGUGAUUUUAAUUUUUCAACUUGAUGGCGAUGCUCUUAUUGUAGUGCUAAAUUAUGAAUCUGUCACUCUGGUUUAUAUUGAACAAAUAUGUAUGACGGAGGAGUGGACACACUGGUCAUAAAUUAUCUCCUGAGCUUGGCAUUGGAAAUAAAUAUUCAUCAUAUAGGGAAUAAUGAUGUGUGUAGAUGAUUUUGCUCCACAUUGUUUUGAGAAAAAAAAGAGGUUGUACAGUAUUUUCCUCUGUUAAAAACAAAAAAAAAACUAUAAGAACAAAAUGCUCUUUGAGCAAAUUUCAAGAUGAAAACCAUAAGAAGGGAAAAAAAAAAAGACUAAUAAAAAGGCAAGAAUACAAAUACCGUCAUAGUUUGCUUGUGUGGAUGACAUUUUUUUAAUUAUCACGUUUAUUUGGAAGUAAUCUUUCCAAAAACUGCUACCGUUAAUAAGCAUUUCUACAAUGUCAAAGCUCAAACACACUGAUUGGAAUUCAUGCAUUAAUUUGUCUGUGUUAUGUAAUUGUUUGUUGUAUUCAUUUGUCAUAUCUGUGUGCUUUUUUUUCCUCAUGAAUUGGCAUUUUUUUGGUUUGUAAUUGCAGUUUGCUGUGGGCAUGUCUCGUUCACAGACUGUCUCCCGGGACUAUCUCGCAAAGCAAGAGAUCUUCCUAGAUUUGUUUUGUCAUUUUUUCCUUUUGCUGACACAACUGUAGGAGCUGGGAGACAAUAAUCACUUGAAUUUAGUUUCUACGUGUGUGUAUGUGUGUGGCUGUAAAAUUGCAGGAUUUGUAAAAAGUUGGAAAUAAAGAAAGUAUAAUUAUAAUGA
Molecule: messenger RNA, 10679 nt
Organism: Dunckerocampus dactyliophorus (ringed pipefish)
Lineage: Eukaryota; Metazoa; Chordata; Actinopteri; Syngnathiformes; Syngnathidae
Gene: casz1
Product: castor zinc finger 1
Exons: 19
Coding region: 2321-8437 (2038 amino acids)
Biological process (GO): positive regulation of transcription by RNA polymerase II; regulation of neuron differentiation
Cellular component (GO): nucleus
Molecular function (GO): DNA-binding transcription factor activity, RNA polymerase II-specific; RNA polymerase II transcription regulatory region sequence-specific DNA binding
Source: RefSeq, a predicted model, not a curated record